AUGACGAAGACCAUAACCCUCGAGGGCCUUGCAGACCAAGUCCAGGCGCAGGCAUCUACCUUGAGCACACUCUUGGCCGAGGCAAACCUACCAUCUCCUUCGUUUGGCCCCGAUGCACCCCCAGCGCCCCCACAUGGGAAAGAAUUCGAGAAGAUCCAAGCGGCUCGCAUGGCUCUGAUCGAAUCCGCAAACGCAAUCCGAGAUCUGGCGCUUGGACCCGAAGAUUGCAUUACCGCAUUCUCAGAUGGAAUCAAGCACGACCUCGCGGCGCUGCACGUCAUUGUGGAUUUCAACAUCCCCGAGCUUGUCCCGCUGCAUGGCGAGGUGUCCUACGCCGAAAUUGCCCAGAAGGUCGGGUUCCCCGAGUACCGCGUGCAUCGCAUUCUCCGACAUGCCAUGACCUCUCGCAUCUUCCGCGAGCCGCGUCCCGGCUAUGUAGCGCACACCGGGCCCUCGGCUGCCUUCCUGCGCAACCCGGUCCUCCGUGACUGGGUCUCCUUCAACCUGGAUGAGGUCUGGAAAGCCGAUACGAAGCUGGUGGAGACCCUGCGAACCUGCGGGGACAGCGAAGAGCCCGCCGACUCGGCCAUUGGGCGUGCCUUUGGAUUCGCCCCUGGCAAGACCUACUGGGAUUUUAUUGCCAACGACGGCGAGGGCGAGAACAAGGGCUGGCGGCAGAGACGGUUUGCCCAGGGCAUGAAGUGCCGCGCGGCCGGGAACCCGCAGACACACCACCACCUGCACUCGGCGUUUGACUGGGCAGGGCUGGGGAAAGCUACGGUCAUUGACGUGGGUGGCUCCGCGGGCCAUGUAUCGAUCGAGCUGGCCAAGGCGUUCCCGGACCUGGAAUUCGUUGUCCAAGACUUCGAGGGCCUCAAGUCUUUCCACGACGGCGUUCCGGAUGAGCUCAAGUCGCGGAUUAGCUUCGAAGCGCAGGAUAUCCUGCAGCCGAAUGCGCACCCCAACGCCGACGUCUACCUUCUGCGCUCGAUUCUGCACGACUGGUCAGACAAAUACGCCGUCCUCAUUCUGAAGAACCUCGUGCCAGCUCUCAAAGACGGCGCGCGGGUACUGAUUGCCGAUUUUAUCGGGCCCGAGAAUACUCAAUCUGGGCCCAUGUGGCUGGAGCGUCUAUCAACCAUCCGCUCAAUGCAGAUGAUGACGAUGGUGAAUGCGCCCGAGCGAUCUGAGAAGGAUUGGAUCAACGUGGUCAAGCGGGCGGAUUCGCGCUAUUCGGUCAAGGCGGUGGUUACUCCUGCGGGGACUGCUAUGUCUGUUAUCGAGAUUGUAUUUAACGCCAGUGCGUAG
Aspergillus terreus NIH2624 is the source of this 1308-nucleotide messenger RNA. RefSeq lists its product as uncharacterized. The record is from RefSeq and is a predicted model, not a curated record. Gene Ontology annotation, molecular function: O-methyltransferase activity. The transcript has 3 exons. Bases 1 to 1308 code for a protein of 435 amino acids. Lineage: Eukaryota; Fungi; Ascomycota; Eurotiomycetes; Eurotiales; Aspergillaceae.